Necator americanus (New World hookworm) is the source of this 1662-nucleotide messenger RNA. RefSeq lists its product as uncharacterized. Gene Ontology annotation, molecular function: catalase activity; heme binding. Lineage: Eukaryota; Metazoa; Nematoda; Chromadorea; Rhabditida; Ancylostomatidae. Gene Ontology annotation, cellular component: peroxisome; mitochondrion; cytoplasm. The transcript has 16 exons. Bases 1 to 1662 code for a protein of 553 amino acids. The record is from RefSeq and is a predicted model, not a curated record. Gene Ontology annotation, biological process: response to hydrogen peroxide; hydrogen peroxide catabolic process.
AUGCGCAUUGAUGGUGUUGUUUACUACCCAUCGCAAGAAAUCGAUUGGACCGAUAUCAAAACAGCAUCACAAUGGCAGAUCAGAGUGCAAGGAAUAAACGUUGAUCCAAGCGAACGGCGGUUGUCAAGUGAGUUGAUCAAAAUGCCAAUCAAAGGUGAUCCAUGCGAUGAUCAGCUAGAAAACUUCAAGAAAGGAUGUCCGAGACCGAAGGUGAUCACGACAUCGAACGGAGCUCCUAUAAACAAUAAGACAAAUGUGCUUACAGUUGGACCCAGAGGGCCAUUGUUGAUGCAAGAUGUGGUUUUCAUGGACGAAAUGGCCCAUUUCGAUCGAGAACGGAUUCCGGAGCGUGUAGUACACGCUAAGGGAGGAGGUGCACAUGGUUACUUCGAGGUCACUCACGACAUCACAAAAUACUGCAAAGCAGAUGUUUUCAAUAAAGUUGGCAAACAGACACCAGUAUUCGUGCGAUUUUCUACAGUCGGAGGAGAGUCCGGCUCAGCCGAUACUGCUCGUGAUCCACGUGGAUUUGCUGUGAAAUUCUACACAGAGGAGGGCAACUGGGAUCUGGUUGGCAACAACACACCGAUUUUCUUCAUCCGUGAUCCAAUCCUCUUCCCCAAUUUCAUUCACACUCAGAAAAGAAAUCCACAAACACAUUUGAAAGAUGCAAAUAUGAUGUGGGAUUUCUGGGGACUUCGUCCGGAAUCUACUCAUCAGGUGAUGUUCUUAAUGUCGGAUCGUGGUACCCCAGACGGUUUCCGCCAUAUGAACGGUUACGGUUCGCAUACGUUUAAACUGGUUAACGCGGAAGGAAAUCCUGUAUACUGUAAAUUCCAUUUCAAGCCUCAAAAAAUCAGAAACCUAAUGGCAGACGAAGCCGCACGUUUAAGCGGAGAAGAUCCAGACUAUGCUAUUCGUGAUCUUUUUAAUGCGAUUGAGAGAGGAGAUUAUCCAAUGUGGAACUUCUUUAUUCAGGUGAUGACCUUUGAACAAGCCGAAAAAUCGACUAUGAAUCCGUUUGAUGUCACCAAAGUUUGGCCGCACGGUGAAUAUCCACUGAUACCCGUCGGUAAAAUGGUGCUGAACAGAAAUCCCAAGAACUAUUUCGCUGAGGUGGAGCAGGCAGCGUUCAGUCCAGCACAUGUGGUGCCUGGAAUCGAAUUCUCUCCGGAUAAAAUGCUUCAAGGACGUCUAUUCUCCUACACUGAUACACAUUUCCAUCGUUUGGGAACGAACUAUGUCCAACUGCCGAUCAAUUGUCCUUAUCGAGCACGUGCUCAUAACACUCAACGAGAUGGACCAGCUAGUUACGAUAAUCAAGGUGAUGCGCCAAACUAUUUCCCUAAUAGCUUCAACGGUCAUGUUGAAUGCCCACGAUCAGCUGAAAGUAAAUGGCGCGUAAGUGGUGAUGUUCAACGUCAUGAAUCCAUCACUAGCGACAACUUCGAACAACCUCGAGCCUUCUGGAGGAAGGUUCUGAGCGAAGAAGAACGAUCCCGUCUAGUCGAGAAUAUCUUCAACUCGAUGAAGGAUUGCAAACCAUACAUCCAGGAUCGAGCGAUUCAAAACUUUGGAAAGGUUGAUCCUGACUUUGGAAACAGACUGCGAAAAAUGGUUGACACUUACAUUUCUCAAAAGGAAGCGCGUGCACGAAUUUGA